Messenger RNA from Alternaria rosae, 1657 nucleotides. RefSeq names its product Alpha/Beta hydrolase protein. Lineage: Eukaryota; Fungi; Ascomycota; Dothideomycetes; Pleosporales; Pleosporaceae. The transcript is spliced from 2 exons. The record is from RefSeq and is a predicted model, not a curated record. Bases 113 to 1243 code for a protein of 376 amino acids.
GGAGUUGCUGACAUGCUUCGGGCGGUGGUUACUCAUCAAUCCGACCCACUUUUGGCUACCUCCGUAGGCGCAUCGUGGCUUCCAGUACACCAAAUAGACAUCAAAGGAUACUAUGCUAGCUGAUGAGCUUGGCGCGACGGCGCCGGGUCGAGAAACAAUACCGUAUCUUACAAGGAUGUUUCAUAACCCGCAGCGUAGCCGCAGCAUCAAAUAUCCUGUUCAUCCUGAUCCCUCGCAUCGAGACACAAUGUGUGCCCACAGGACAAACCCCGUAAUCCCACGGUCUGGCAGCGCGUUUCUCCCGAAACCGCCCAUUCCAGGUCCCCCAGAAUCAUUAUUUGUUUCCACCUUUGGUGCCCUCCUUCCACCCGCGCAAUACCUCCAAACGCAAGAUGGAAAAGCUGCAUACUACUCCAUACCGCCCUCAGUAUCCCACACAGACGCGCAGACACCUGAUAACGUGCUCUUCGUCCAUGGCAUCCAGACCCCGGCGAUAGGAAUGCUACCCCUGGCUCGCGCUCUACAUGAUGCCUUUUCAAACGCGCAUUUCGUGUUGGUAGAUCUCUGGGGUCACGGCUUAAGCGAUACGCCGAUGAUUCCACAUGAAGCCACGACAUUUCAUAGGCUACUUGAUGCGCUACUCGAUCAUCUACAAUGGCCAUCGGCACAUCUUAUCGGCUUUUCCUUCGGCGGUUCCCUGACAGUCGGAUACGUUAACUCACGACCAUCUCGCGUUAGCAGUGUUACGCUUGUUGCGCCUGCUGGGCUUCUCUCUAUUUCGUCUUUUCCAGAAGAGGAUCAGCAUCAUCUUGAUUGUGGUGUUGACAACGAUGACGAUGAGCUACGCAGAGUCAUCCUGCAUUUCCUUGAAGGUGGCCGGCUGGUAGUACCAAGUGACUGGAGAGAAAGAGCUGGAAGAGGCGAAGUUGUUGCAGAGGCAGUGAGGGAAUGGCAGAUGCGCGAACAUCCUGGGCAUACAGCAUCCGUGAUUGCAGCGUUUAGAGACGGUGGUGUGAUGGAUAAUCAUGAUGCGUUUGAGAAGGCCGUGCAGUCCGAUAUACCAGCAUUGGUGGUACUGGGCGAGAACGAUGAUGUUUGUACAGAGCGGGAGUUGGGAGAAAUCGGGUUUGAUGACAUCUUUGUCAUCCCGCAAGUUGGACAUGGUGUUGUACGGGAACGGGUGCCAGACGUUGCUGGGUUCAUCGCGGACUUUUGGAAUAGGUUGAGGAGUGAUAGAAAAUAGUAGAGGCGGAGUGAACGUCAAGACCUUCGCACUUACGUUCUGAUUCCGACCAUGGCUGCUUGUCAACUAUACUCCCUCUGCAGCCGCCACCACCUUACGAACAUCGGACCUGACGGCUAAAGUGCUCGGAGGAAGCUGAUGAAUUGCUGGAAAAAGUUAACUUUCGGCGAUUGGUGUGCAGCAUGUGUGCUUCAUGCCUAAGUACCACAACAAGUUUGCAAAGCAAAUAAGGUCUUGAUCGAACAGAAGUGGGAGUAUUGGUGCAUCACACCCGUUCGCAGCAACCGACACUAGGGGAUCUAGCUCUAGUAACUUGAAUCCGACCCGUCGCUUAUGACGAGCAUGAGCAACACGUAUCUGAUCUACCCCAGGUACCAAAGUUCACCGGCGUGCCUGUCGAGCUACAUAGGUAUG